Molecule: messenger RNA, 1767 nt
Organism: Guyanagaster necrorhizus
Lineage: Eukaryota; Fungi; Basidiomycota; Agaricomycetes; Agaricales; Physalacriaceae
Exons: 3
Coding region: 1-1767 (588 amino acids)
Source: RefSeq, a predicted model, not a curated record
AUGUCGCGACAGGUCGCUCGAAGCAUGGCGACCUCGAAUGUUUCCGUGCCCUCCUCUUUCAAUCUCCUCCCAGUUGAACUGCUGCAUGAAAUCGUGGAGACUUGCAACGAUGAAGAGAAGGGACCUCUGCUGGCUACCUUAAUGGCGACAAGCCGCCGCCUGAGGAACUUUGCACUGCCGCUCUUCUUCAGCAUGAUACAUGUCACUACCCCAUCACUUUUCAACCUUCUUCUCAGUUUCCUUGAUGACUCACCAAGUCAAUACUAUUCAUAUGUGCGCUCUCUGAAAAUCCAUCUCCAGGUAUUCGACUUCCCCGGGUCACAGCGAGCGAGCUUCAGAAACUCGUCUAUCCGCAGUCUCAAGAAAUUCACAGGCCUUCAUGUAUUCGAAGCUGCGCUUGUUCGCGGGAAACAAAAGCUUCUUGACGCGUUGUCGGCAGCCUCCCCGGGGCUGCAGCACUUGGACAUUAGUUGGGAUGGGGCAAAGCACUUUCCCGACAUACGUGCGUUCACGCAGCUUCGAUGUCUGCGCAUGGUUUUGCAAGAUCGCACCCCAAGAGUCAUUCCCCGACUCUAUGUGAAUCCCCCAGUUAUCCUCAAUCACCUCACUACACUCGCGAUAUCUCGCGUAUCCCAUGCCUGCCUCAUGGACAUGACAAACGGGUACAUCUUCCCCAACCUAUGCGUCCUGCGUCUUGACCAUGCAUGUCGCCCUAGAGCGGUAUACCAUUUUAUUGAUAGACAUCCAUCCCUUGCGGAAGUCAAUGUCACUUUUCUGCCAUAUGGAAACCCCCGUCUUUACCCGAUCACAAAAGUCAUGCAAGGAUCUCCAGAGUGGAUACCGUUGUCGGUAGACACUUUGGAUUUUGCCACGGGUGUUAAGGAUCCUCCGGGAUAUUCAUGGGCAAGCAUGCUCAUUCAAGAAAUGGCUUUCAAGCGCGUGCCUAUAGAAGAAUCUGACGAUCCUAAUGUUCGGUAUAUCAUUACAGAUCUAGCGCUCAUGACAGAUGAUACCGCUGGGUGGCAAUUGGGAUCACAUUUCAUGAACGUCUUGAGCUUGGGUGGAAAGAUACCACUCUUUGAUGACGUUGAAACACUCACUAUACAGGCUAUGGACGAUUGGGCGCGUUAUACAUCGUUUUCGGCGUUCAUGACCGAGCUAGCCGACAAUCUUAAACAAUGGCGUAGAAUCAAAAAAUUUACCGCCCAUAUCACCUCUCGAACCCCUUUUCAUGCCUGGGGAGAGUUUUAUCGUCAGCCUCCUCGCUCCGUAUUAGAUGCUGUCCGACCAGGUAGUCCGUUGUUGCAAACCCUUCCACCGAUAUCAUCCCUGACCGGUGGACCUAUCGCUAUUGUUACAAUACGCGAGGCCUUGCAAGCCAGUUUCCCGGACCUCAUGGCCCGGGAUAUGGUAGAGGCUCUGCGCACCGAAGUCAUCAACAUCCUUGGCCCCGCCCAUGCGUUGGUUCCACCAGCUGGUCUGUACCUCGUUCCCGCGUGGGAAAGGGUGAACCGGAACACGGUUAGUGCAGCGGUCCUGCAUCUUGCGAAGCAAUGUCCCAUGUUAGAGCAAUUUGAUUGGUACCUGUCGGUUGCUAGUGACAAGUAUAUUCAAGGUCCGCUGUGGAGAUGGAAGGUUAAGCGGGAUGAGAAGGGGGAGGUAACGUCGGUGUCUGGAGAGCUCAUGUGGAAGGAUCGGCCGGUGCUGUAUAUCAUGGUUGGGAAUGAGCGUGAGCGGAUGGCUAAUCCAGGAUGCAAUGAUGGAUAG